This is a messenger RNA of Chrysochloris asiatica (Cape golden mole), 897 nucleotides long. It is a transcript of the gene XAF1, whose product is annotated as XIAP associated factor 1. The record is from RefSeq and is a predicted model, not a curated record. Bases 1 to 897 code for a protein of 298 amino acids. Gene Ontology annotation, biological process: apoptotic process. NCBI's taxonomy places the organism in Eukaryota, Metazoa, Chordata, Mammalia, Afrosoricida, Chrysochloridae. The transcript has 7 exons.
AUGGAGGGAGAUGGUCAGACCUCAGAGAGAGAUGGCCAGACCCUGGAGGAGGACGUCCAGGUGUGCCAAUACUGCAAAAGAAAUGUGGCCUCUGCCCACUUCACCCUCCAUGAGGUCCACUGCAUGCGGUUCCUAGUCAUCUGCCAAGAGUGUGAAGAGCCAGUCCCCAAAAAGGAGAUGGAGGAGCACUUGGAGGACAAGCACAAGGAGGUUGAGUGUACUAUGUGUCAUCAGAACGUGCAGAAGUAUUUACUGGAUGCUCAUGAGACCAAGGACUGUCAGAUGCGCCAGGUCAACUGUAAGUUCUGUGAGCUGACCAUGGGGCUCAGUAAGCUGGUGAAUCACGAGUACCAAUGUGGUAGCCGGACAGAGCGCUGUCCACACUGCAACCAGCUCAUCCUGCUUCGCAAGCUGGCCCACCACAAAGACAACUGUCAGGGGAAACAGACCCAUCCCAGGAAAGGGAAGAGAAUGCCAACUGUUGUGAAGAAAAUCAAGUGUAAUGCUUGCGACCAAGCAAUCCCUAUCAAGGAGUUUGUCCACCAUAUACCAAGAAAUGUUCCAUCUUCCCGUCCAAGCCAGUCUGCUACCUAUCAAACUUCCACUGUAGAGAAUGAUGUCCGUCCAAAGAUUAAAAAGCUAUACAGAUCUCCUUUCCUUUUUGAAAAUUCAGCGAGACAAACACCAAGAGGCAAAAAGAAGCCCAUGGAUCUACCUUUGAAGUCAGAGUUCAAGACCAGGGCCACUUCUCCUACAAGAGAUGAAGCAGCCUACAAUGUCCUGAAGAAGUGUUCUUGGUGUGAUAUUCUACUACCUCUGCCCACCUUGAGUCGACACCAGGAGAAAUGCCAGUGGUUAGUAUCAUCAAAAAGAAAAUACAUGAGAUAUUCCAGCUAG